Closterium sp. NIES-65 is the source of this 1341-nucleotide messenger RNA. Lineage: Eukaryota; Viridiplantae; Streptophyta; Zygnematophyceae; Desmidiales; Closteriaceae. The record is from the annotation of a GenBank genome assembly.
AUGGCGUGUCGGAAUAGGAAAUCGCGCGAGAAGCCUGGAAACUUUGACUACGAGAGAACUAAGUGCGAGGAUAGCGAUUUUCGUAUGGAAGACCUUCACAAGCCAGGGGGAGGGCAGCAGGCGAGGGGAGCACCAGGGCGGGCAGCAGGAGCGUGGGCAGCGGGGCAACAGCGCCGGCCUCAUCAACGGUUGAGGUUGCAGUUGGUAGCGGCUCUUGUGGGGUUGUGGUUGGCGUCACAUGCACUGUCGUUUCUGCUGUUGCACGUGUGUUUGACACUUUUCUCCAUUGCAACCCCUCUUACUUUCGGCUGCCUCUUCUUUCCGCCCUCCACGCCCUCCCAUCCCGACCCUGCCAGGCCUUCACAAGCCAGGGGGAGGGCAGCAGGCGAGCAGCAGGCGAGGGGAGCACCAGGGCGGGCAGCAGAGGCGGGGAAGGCAGCAGAGGGAUCACUGGAGGAGAAGGGGAGGGGAGGGAGGGAUGAGGCAACAGCCCUGUUGGCGGCUCUUCAUCUGCCAGUUAAGUCACUCUUCCUCAUAUUCGUCCCUCACCUUUGCUUGCUGCGCAUCGUUCAUACUCCUUGCUUUCUCUUUGCCCCUGAAACUUUCGCCACUGGUUGGGGCCAGCCUCACAAGCCACAGACUCUCCCCCUGACUUCAGUGGCCCUUCCCCUCUAUCGCCCUGCCUGUGUGACUCGCACUUGUCUACUCUGCUGGAUCUCUAGACAGCCCACUGACCAUCUCUGCAUGUGCCUUGCAGGAGGAGGGGAGAGGCGGGGGUGCAGGUACCUCCUUCAGGUGCAGGUAACCCCUUCAGGCGCAGUGGCCCCUCCCUGCUCUCGCCUUGCAAACUCUCUUCUCGCUCUUGCACUCUCACCCUUCCUCCCCUCGCUGCCCACUGACCAGCUCUGCGUGUGCCUUGCAGGUGGAGGGGAGGGGCGGGGGUCAACACCGACGCUCCCUCACGCCCCUCCCCUGUGGCCGUGCAGGUACCCGUGGGGAUGGGAGGGAGGCAGCACUGCCAGUCGCUGCCACAAGGGAGAGUAUCAGGGUCACUUGGCAUCGAGUGAAGAUGGAGCGCUGCCACUGGCUGCCACAAGGGAGAGUAUCGGGCCUGAGAGGGGGAGGGAGCACUCGAGCAUGGGCGGGACAGUGGCAUCUCGCCUCUCAUUCACCCCUCCUCCCCUUUUUCACCCCUUGUUGCGGCCAGAGGAAGGGAGGGAGCACUGGAGCAAGGGCGGGACUGAGGCAACUCUCCUUUCAUCCUCCCCUCCUUCCCUCCGUCUCCCCCCUCCCCACUUUCCAACGCGGCUGAGACAUCAUGGUGCUACGCAAGGUACGUAG